Messenger RNA from Etheostoma spectabile (orangethroat darter), 4717 nucleotides. It is a transcript of the gene wdr26b, whose product is annotated as WD repeat domain 26b. The record is from RefSeq and is a predicted model, not a curated record. Gene Ontology annotation, molecular function: protein binding. Bases 445 to 2274 code for a protein of 609 amino acids. Gene Ontology annotation, biological process: proteasome-mediated ubiquitin-dependent protein catabolic process. NCBI's taxonomy places the organism in Eukaryota, Metazoa, Chordata, Actinopteri, Perciformes, Percidae. The transcript has 14 exons. Gene Ontology annotation, cellular component: GID complex.
UGUAGGAAUUUCCGGUUACGUCAGGGCGUCAGGACUCCAUUAUAGCUGCAGCUGUUUGGAGAGAAACAACAACAAAAACGGGCUAACUGACAGCGCUCCCAUAUUGACAGUCCGGUCUGAGCCCAACAACAAGGCCUCAAAUCUGGAAGCUUAACCUUGAUUUCCCACCCGGAGCUCCGCCGGCUUCUAACCACGGCCGCUCUCGGUGAGGAAACUCUGGCCUCCGCUUCCUCCUCCUCCGACUCGGACACCGGCGGAGCGUCGCCGCCCCCGCGGAAGAAGCACCGAGCCUCGGCGGCGGAGGGAGCAGGAGAGCCCGGGGCUUCAGCGGUUGUAACAGGCCUGUCGGGAAUUCUAUUAGGACUUGCUACUCACUCUCCACACUCUCAAGCCACCUCUGCCAUCCACUUUAACCGAAGUGUUGUCAACAAUCUUAGCAGCAGCAUGCAGGCAAACGGAGCAGGACAGGGACAAGAAUCUCCAGAGCUCUCCUGCCUUAACAGUGCUCAAAACGGGGAGUCAUCCUCGGCUGGCGGAACCCACUCUAAUGGGCUUCUCUCCAGCACAGACAACGGGAAUAGCGUCGGUACCAGUAACGGUGCUUCAGCCGGGCCCGGUUCGGGGACUUCAACUGCCUCCACGGCCUCCGGCUCGGAGGUUGGCUCUCUGAAAAAGAAAAAACGGCUAUCGCAGGCGGAGGAAGAUGUCAUACGAUUAAUAGGGCAACAUCUCCACGGACUAGGGCUGAAUCAGACAGUGGACUUGCUGAUGCAGGAAUCAGGCUGCAGACUGGAACACUCCUCGGCUACCAAGUUCCGCAACCAUGUCAUGGAGGGGGAGUGGGACAAGGCUGAGAAUGAUCUCAAUGAGCUGAGAGCACUGAUGCAUUCUCCCAAUGCCAUUGUGCGUAUGAAGUUCCUGCUGCUGCAGCAGAAGUACCUAGAAUAUCUGGAGGAUGGCAAAGUCCUGGAGGCUCUGCAGGUUCUCCGGGGAGAGCUGACGCCACUCAAGUACAACACAGAUCGCAUCCAUGUACUUAGCGGGUACCUAAUGUGCAGCCAUGCUGAGGACCUGAAGGCCAAGGCAGAGUGGGAGGGCAAGGGUACUGCCUCACGCUGCCGACUGCUGGACAAAUUACAGACAUACCUGCCACCCUCUGUGAUGCUGCCCCCUCGGCGGCUGCAGACCCUGCUGCGGCAAGCAGUAGAGCUGCAGAGGGACCGCUGCCUCUAUCACAACACAAAGCUGGACAGCAGUCUGGACUCAGUCUCUCUCCUCCUCGAUCAUGUCUGCAGCAGGAAGCAGUUCCCAUGUUACACUCAACAGAUUCUGACAGAGCACUGUAACGAGGUGUGGUUCUGCAAGUUCUCAAAUGACGGCACCAAACUAGCCACUGGCUCCAAAGACACUACGGUCAUCAUUUGGCAAGUAGACCCGGAGAGCCACCAGUUGAAGCUGCUGCGAACCCUGGAGGGUCAUGCAUACGGCGUCUCCUACUUAGCUUGGAGUCCCGAUGACACCUACCUGAUCGCCUGUGGACCUGACGACUGCUCUGAGCUGUGGCUCUGGAAUGUUCCGACGGGGGAGCUGCGGACCAAAAUGUCCCAGUCCCACGAAGACAGUCUCACCAGUGUGGCAUGGAACCCUGAUGGCAAACGCUUUGUCACCGGAGGACAGAGGGGACAGUUUUAUCAGUGUGAUCUGGACGGUAACUUGUUGGACUCCUGGGAGGGCGUGAGAGUGCAGUGUCUGUGGUGCCUGGGUGAUGGCAGGGCCGUGCUGGCCUCGGACACACACCAACGUAUCCGGGGGUACAACUUCGAGGACCUUACAGACAGAAACAUAGUUCAGGAGGACCACCCUAUCAUGUCUUUUACAGUUUCAAAGAACGGGAGAUUAGCUUUGUUAAAUGUAGCAACUCAGGGAGUGCACCUGUGGGACCUCCAGGACCGUGUGCUAGUGAGGAAAUACCAAGGUGUGACCCAGGGCUUCUACACUAUCCACUCCUGCUUUGGAGGACACAACGAAGACUUUAUUGCCAGUGGCAGCGAAGACCACAAAGUGUACAUCUGGCACAGGCGUGGUGAACUUCCCAUUGCUGAGCUAACAGGCCACACACGCACUGUUAACUGUGUGAGCUGGAACCCGGCCAUCCCGGGACUCAUGGCUUCCGCCUCAGAUGACGGCACAGUGCGUGUCUGGGGUCCUGCACCUUUCCUCGACUCGCAAGAGGCGGACGCACUCAACGAAAACUGCAGUAACAUGGACAGUUGAUGGUCACUUAUAGAGCAGAUGACAUCUCUCUUUAACAACAAUCCAAGAAUCCCACAAUAAAACAAGAUCUCAACGGGCUAAUCAAAUCCAACACCAACCUAAAGCAAGACAAGAAAAAGAAACAACAAAAGCCACCAAGACAAAAAGAGAAAACAAACGUGAGAAAAAUACGUCUUCUGACUGACCUAAAGAAAAUGGUGGAGGUGAUGAAGGACACUCUAAAUAUUCAGGUCCUCGUCCAAAACCUGAUGCCGACCCAGAGGAAACCCAGUCAAUGCCCAGCGGGAAACGACCGCCAUCCACUGGUGAGAUGUAACGGCUGUUCUCCUCCAACUGACCCUUCUUCCCCCAUCCGGCUGCAUGGCCACCAGCCAUGCUAGGUCCUCACACAGUUUCCCAGGAAACCCACCUCCACCUUGAGCUUGGAGCACAUCAAUUCCCCCCGUGAUUCCUCCAGACAGACACAGCAGACCAGCCGUACCAUUUGUCUGCCUGUUUGUCCCACAUUACCUGUAUAAUGUCUCCAAGGACAUGGGUGGGGUGUUGUUGGGGGAGGAUGGUGCAUAUAGCAACUCUUCUGUAUGUAUGUUUUCCUCUUCCUCUCUUGCUCUAUUCUUCGCAUUCGAUGUGUUGGACAAAGGCUGCAAAUCCACCAUAAAAACACCGACCGACCAUCUGACAAAGAACACACACACACAAAAAAAAGAGGCUAUGCUAAAUGUUGGAUUUUUUUUAUGAUAGUCAUAGCGUAAUUCUCAUUUAAGAGGUGAAUCUUAGCUCAAGUAGUGCCCGUGGAAAGCUUUAGCUUGAAGAUUCCACUUUGUGUUUCUCGACAUUAGGAAAACAAACUUUUUAUUCCUUAAUUUAACUUCUAACAUGGACGGUCGCUGUAGUGUUUCCAGCUGACAGCCACCCCAACCCCCUCUGUUGAACUAGCUACCGCACAACUCCCAUUACAUCUGCCUAAGAGGAGAUGAACAGAGGGAUUCACAGGUCACAUAUCAACGAUGAGGGGGUCAGACGUUGGUGGUGAGGUGGGGUUUCCACUGUCAGGACACAUACUCUGACCUUUCUCAAAAGACACACUUUCAGAUGUGAAAGAGUUCAAGUGCAACUUGGAUUGCACACCAGUGACUGCUGUCCCUCCUCUGUGUGUGAGGGAGUGAGUGAGAGCAAUUAUGCAUGCACACAUUAGUGGAAGAGUUGACAUUUGUGGGUGCAGGUUUAAUUGGCGCGUGUUUUUGUAUGUGUGUUCAAUUCACACCAGCAGAAGAUUCACACCCCCUCCUCCCUCCUCCCCUACGCUCCUAAUCCCAUAGUAAAAUUGUAAAGAGGAUUUUAAACCAAUUCUAAGUUAUCCAAAGCCCCAUAGGGACCUCUAUCUGUGGAACAAAGAAUACUUGAGAGACAUUUUGUAAAAGAAAAACUUUUCUUUAAUCUGGGGCUUUAAUUUUACAUUACAAUUUUUUUUUUCUUCCUCUCCUUGCCACAUGGCAUUCAAACGGCACUGAGUUCAUUGCCAAUGAAUCGUCUCUGUUGGGGGGGGUGGGAGAAAAGGAAGAUUUCAAAAGAGCAUUUUGAGUGAGGCAUGUUUCAAAAAGCUGUAAAACUGUUGUGUUAUCAGCAAAAGGUCAUUUCAUAUGAGAAGUCAUUGAUUGUAAUUAUCGAACGAGUAGUAAGCACGGCCGAGAGAAGAGGCACCAAUAACCAGAACGACUCUAUGAGCCCACAGUGUUGUCGCAAUCCUAAAACACACACACAGACACACACACACACACACACACACACACACACACACACACACCCCACACACACACCUCUGCCUUCCUAUUAAUACAGUUGCACACAAACCUUCAGUAUAUAUGACACCCCCACCACUGCACUUUGAGUGGUCUUUUUGCUUCGUUGCACUACUACCUACUGCAAUGGCAUAAAUCCAUAAGCUUCUCAUAGUCUUAAGGUCACUGCACUUGCCAUUCUGAUGGCUUAGAAGGUCACAUUGGCAAAGACUCAAAACCGAACCAGAGAUUGCUAAAGGAAUUGAACCCCCACCAUGCCUCUAUGCACCCAAAAGCAGUGACUAAUCAUCUUGUAGACAUCAUAAAAAGGAACCUCGUGCGUAUAAGGCACAGCAGCCUCAUCUCGAGGUAUGCCCCUGUUGGAUCUUAGAGUGAAUUCAGAAUCCCCCCCCCCCCCCCCCUCCCUUGCUCUCCAACCAAGUUAUUCAGUGGUCAGUGCGCCAUUCAAAGCUUUUGUCUCCCCUUUUUUAGGGUAUGUUAUGACUAUUUGCUACAGACUGAUAUACAGUAAAACAUGUUUAAGACCGUGCUUUUCUGUCUGUUUUUAUUGAACUUUUUUUUGUUACUUAAAUUUUUUUGUUCACAUUAUAUCAUUUUUGGUUGACCUCUAUCCCUGUAUGAUCAUAUUAAAAUAUAACCAGACA